CGGCGCGCCGGGGUCCUGCGGGCGGCGCGGCGGGCGGGCGGAUCGGUGUCUCCUUCACUUCGCCCUCCAGUGCCCGCGGCUGCAGCAGCGCGGUCUCCGCACGGCCCGACCCCGCACCGGCCCCGCUCCGCCACCCGCCCGACACACGCAGCUCCAAUGGCGAUUCCUCCGUCAUACGUAGACCUUGGCAAAUCUGCCAGAGAUAUCUUCAAUAAAGGAUAUGGUUUUGGGUUGGUGAAACUGGAUGUGAAAACAAAAUCUGCAAGCGGAGUGGAAUUCACAACAUCUGGUUCAUCGAACACAGACACUGGAAAAGUGAAUGGGAGCUUGGAGACCAAAUACAAGUGGGCUGAGUAUGGGCUGACUUUCACAGAAAAAUGGAACACAGAUAACACUCUGGGAACAGAAAUUGCAAUUGAAGAUCAGCUUGCCAAAGGCCUGAAGUUGACAUUUGAUACAACUUUCUCACCAAAUACAGGAAAGAAAAGUGGUAAAAUUAAGUCAGCUUACAAACGUGAAUGCGUAAACCUAGGUUGUGAUGUUGACUUUGAUUUUGCUGGACCUGCAAUCCACGGUUCAGCUGUCAUUGGUUAUGAAGGCUGGCUUGCUGGUUAUCAGAUGACUUUUGAUAGUGCCAAAUCAAAAUUGACAAGAAAUAAUUUCUCUGUGGGUUACAAGACUGGAGACUUCCAGCUGCACACUAAUGUCAAUGAUGGUUCUGAAUUUGGUGGGUCAAUCUACCAAAAAGUGAGUGACCAUCUUGAAACUGCUGUAAACCUGGCUUGGACAGCAGGCAGCAACAGCACUCGCUUUGGCAUUGCAGCUAAAUACAAGUUGGAUUCCACUGCUUCUAUCUCGCUGCAAGUACAGGGACAAGGGCAAAUACUUGAAGGAGAGAAUUCAGGAAGCAGAGAGGUAUUGAAAGAACAGGCAAAAGUGAACAAUUCUAGUCUAGUUGGAGUGGGUUACACCCAGACGCUGAGGCCAGGUGUGAAGCUUACACUGUCUGCCCUGAUAGAUGGAAAGAGCAUCAAUGCUGGUGGCCAUAAACUUGGUCUUGGCCUGGAAUUGGAGGCUUAAAAAGGUGAAGAAACUGCUGCAGAGAAGGGAUAUCAGAAGAAUUUGGCCUUAAAAUGUAUUUCCAAUGUGACCAGCAGGCUUUUUUUUUCCAAGAAGGAUGACCUAGAACAAGAGCUGUAUUUGAAGUAUUUAGACAGUUACUUGUUAGCUGGUUUCUAGUUAAAUUGGUUACCCAUCUAGUUAAAAUUCUGCAUUAGUGCAGUCACUUAAACAUUAUUUAAAUGUAUUUAACUGUUUAAUGCGCUACCCACAAAUAAUGAAAUAGACAUCUAUGAAAACUGUACAAUUGUGUGCAUGUUUGUUUUUAUGUUCCUUUUAACAUUCGAUAUUGCCAUUGAAUGAAAAAUGGAUCAGUGGAUGUUUUGAAAUGAGGUCAACAAGUCUGUUGAAUCACCUGAAGUAGAAAUAUAUUUGGUAUCCCAAGACAAAUUAUGAAUAAAACAAGUACACACACAUACUUGUGCCUCAGAUAUUUUAAGAGUCAAGAUAUGAGGGUAGUGCUCAGUUAAGUUUUAAGUAAUCCAAGAAGUAGUGCUCUGUACCUUUGUGCAAUUAAGGACCCCCACCCAUGACAAUACUGAGUAUAGGUGAACAGCUGGAUUCCUCAAGCAAGUUGAAUGUGCUUUUCUGUCAGGUAAGGUUUGUCAUGACACAAUGGUUUAAUUCCCCCUGUGUUCCACAGGCAAGAUGUACUGUGUCCCUAGUUGGCCUCCUGAUGCAAAGAGUGCAGAUCAAUGUACUUGGCACACUGAGACAUAUAAAAACUGCUCCUUAAAAAAACCUCACCACAAACACACCUUUGCUUAUACUUGUAUGAAGUGAGAUGUAUCUCUGCAAUUGAAUGUAACAGUGUAAUGGUUUAACAGCCUGCUUAUCCCAACUGCUGUGAGAGGUUUCUGCUUAAAAUGACUGAAAUAAAGACAAUUUUAAAUGGAGAUGGAGGAAAAUGCAUCUGAUCUUGCUUUCCCUUUAACAAAUAAAUCCUGGCAGGUAUCUGUUUUAAGUCUAGAAACAUACAGAAUAAUGGGAAAACUCAUGUUUUCCCAGGAUAGUAUUGAGAGAGAAUAGAAGUAUGAGGGAUAUUUGGUCUGUGAACCUAACAGCCCCUAGGGUCAAACGUAACUAGCUAUGAAUGCUUUUAAUGUGGAAUAUAUUAAAUACAUGUAGUUGCACUGCUUAUGUUUAAGAAUGGUGACUUACUGAGUUCAGCAGAGUGCCAGGAGCCCACUUAGAGUCUCUCAAAGCUGAGAAGUGUCUCUUGAUAUUCUCGCAGUCUGUGGUUCACAGCAGCUUCCUUCAUAGGGCAGGUGGCUAGCUUUUGAUCAGAGAGCUUUCUCUGGUUUGAUACUGGAUUAGACUUACUGCCCAUAAAAGUCCCAGUGAUUUGCUUGAGGCCUUGUUCCAUCCCCCACUUGCCCUCUUAGUGAAAUUCUCACGUGAACUGCCUGUGUUCAGGCUUCAGCUGUGAAGUAGCUGAGUGUCUGCAGAAGACAGAGCAGAGCUUAAGCUUCCAGCUCAGGCUCUUGAGCAGGGUUACCAGUGUGUUUGACUAGUUUUCUUACUCGAAGUACAAAUGCUUUAUCAUGUACUGCUUUUGUCACUAAAUGCCCUCCUCUAAGGAGCAUUUCCACCUCUUAAUGGUGGAAGAAGCAUGUAAGGUGCAAUUUGUUGCUCUCAUUGCACGUUAAGGUCCAUAAUACAUAUUUUCAGUUUGAGGUGUUUUUAUGUGCUAGACCACAUAAAAGCUGGAGACCACGCAGCCAGACAUUGAAUUUUAAUACCUAUUCUCUUUGUAGUAUAACUGUCUUUGUGUGCUGGUAUGCAUUGUCCAGCUGUAGCACCCAGGCAAAUAAGGGACUGCAUCUUUUGCUUAUGAAUGAUGCCUUGUUUGCAUCCUUAAACCAGCGUAGCUGCAACACUGAUGUUUCUCAGCUUUUGAUAGGACUGUAAUGGUCUGGCACUAAUUUUGUUUUUUUUUUUGGUAGUGGUAUUUUGUAGGUUUUGGGAUUUUUGUUUUUGUUUUUUGAGAAACAAGUACUCUAACUCUUUUCUUCACUACCUGUUCCUCUAGCUGUUUUUUUCCUGAGGUCACAAAAUGGAUAAGGGAAAUAAAAGCACAUAUUGCAGAGUUUCUCUUCCACUCUUACAAAUGAGUAACGGAAAACUUGAACUUACUCAUUUUACUCUCUUUUUAUGUGCAUGACUUUACUAGUCCUCAGCCUUUAAACUUUAAGUAGUGUUAUUUGUUAUAAUGCUGAUAGGCAACUGGAGAAAUAAAGGGCUCUGCAGUAGUUAAGAGAACCGUGAAAAUAUGAGAUUUCCUAAUAUAUUCUGUCAUAAAUCACUACUUUGAGCAUGAAAAGGAAGUUCAGUGUCUAUUUCUUGACAUCUGUCAAGGCUUAAAAAAAUAGCCUUCAAACUUUCUUUUCAACUGUUAAAGAAGCUGGCGGUGUAUUUGAAUUUUGUGGUAAGCAAUGUUGGUAGUUUCAAUAGUUCCAUUUUAUUAAAACAUGUAAAAAGCCUUAAUUAUAACUUUCAGUGCCAGACAGCCUUUCCUCAGGUGUCAUUCUGAAUAAAAAAAAAAUCCACUGGAGAUAACCAAUGACCAGAACAUCAUUCUCCAUCUUGUUUGUGUGAACUGUAGCAUUGCAUUCCUGCCUGGUACAGCUGGAGUAGGGGUUGUCUGUGUAUAUUGCAAGGGACUUAAUCACGCUUUCAUAAAUAAAAAUCCUUUCACAUGA
Molecule: messenger RNA, 3821 nt
Organism: Pseudopipra pipra
Lineage: Eukaryota; Metazoa; Chordata; Aves; Passeriformes; Pipridae
Gene: VDAC2
Product: voltage dependent anion channel 2
Exons: 10
Coding region: 157-1080 (307 amino acids)
Biological process (GO): monoatomic anion transmembrane transport
Cellular component (GO): mitochondrial outer membrane
Molecular function (GO): voltage-gated monoatomic anion channel activity
Source: RefSeq, a predicted model, not a curated record